Aspergillus fischeri NRRL 181 is the source of this 1314-nucleotide messenger RNA. RefSeq names its product acyl-CoA dehydrogenase family protein. NCBI's taxonomy places the organism in Eukaryota, Fungi, Ascomycota, Eurotiomycetes, Eurotiales, Aspergillaceae. Gene Ontology annotation, molecular function: flavin adenine dinucleotide binding; oxidoreductase activity, acting on the CH-CH group of donors. The transcript is spliced from 4 exons. The record is from RefSeq and is a predicted model, not a curated record. The coding region runs from base 1 to 1314 and encodes 437 amino acids.
AUGCCUCGUAAAGAUCGCCCCCCAACAGCUCCCUACAGCGAACCCCUUCUUCCCCAACUAGACAUCAAAAACCCCUACUACACAGACCUCCACCACGAACUCCGUGCCUACGUCCGCAACUACGUAGAAACAUCCAUCGCCCCUCACGCCCAACAAUGGGAAACAGCGGGUCAAGUCCCCGAGGAAGUCCGACGACGCCAUUGCGAACUGGGGUUCGGAAUCGUCCAUCCUCUAACCUCUGAAGAAGACGCGGCAGGUAUUCCAUUACCCGGUAACGUGCCCCGUGAGAAAUGGGAUACAUGGUGCAGCCUCAUUGUUACGGACGAGCUUACCCGGGUCGGAUUUGUGGGCGUUAUAUGGGGCCUGGGGGGUGGAAAUAGUAUUGGGUGUCCGCCUAUCGCCAGGUUCGGGACAACGGAGCAGAGGCGAAGAUGGUUGCCUAAGGUUGCGAGGGGGGAUAUCAGGUUUUGCUUAGGGAUUACAGAACCUGAUGCUGGUUCGGAUGUUGCGAAUAUCCAGACGACUGCAAGAUUAGAUGGUGAUCAUUACAUUGUCAAUGGGGCGAAGAAAUGGAUCACGAAUGGUAUUUGGGCUGAUUAUUGCACUGCUGCUGUGAGGACGGGGGGACCGGGGAGAGGCGGCAUCAGUCUGCUUGUGAUUCCUUUGACUGCGCCUGGGGUGACUCGCCGGCGGAUGCACAAUUCAGGCGUCAAUGCCAGUGGGUCGACGUUCAUUGAAUUCGACGAUGUUCGGGUGCCGGUUGAUAAUCUAAUCGGAAAAGAAAACAAAGGCUUCCCCAUCAUUAUGUCGAAUUUUAACCCCGAGCGUCUUACUCUUGCAUGCGCGGCUUUGCGGUUGGCUCGUGUCUGCGCAGAGGAUGCCUUCCACUACGCAGUGCAGCGAGAGACCUUCGGCGCGCCUCUCAUUCAAAGACAGGCAAUACAAUCCAAGGUCUUCAAGUUCGGCCUCAUGAUCGAGCCCGCGUAUGCAUUUAUGGAGCAGCUCGUCAACAUCAUCGAGCUCACUAAAGAUCGGCCCGCUGACGACGUGAAGAUUGGUGGCAUGACGGCCUUGCUCAAGGUGAUGUCUACCAGAGCUCUUGAGAAGAGUGUCCGUGAAGCGCAGCAGAUCCUGGGAGGCGCUGGGUAUAAUAAGUCCGGAAAGGGAGCACGAAUUGAGCAGAUUUCCCGCGACGUGCGAGUUCAUGUAGUUGGGGGUGGUAGCGAGGAAAUUAUGAUGGGUCUCGCUUUACAGGAGGAGACCAAAGCCCUUAAGACGCGGAGGCAGGCUCUUGAGAAACGGUCGAAGCUUUAG